Molecule: messenger RNA, 540 nt
Organism: Rotaria sordida
Lineage: Eukaryota; Metazoa; Rotifera; Eurotatoria; Philodinida; Philodinidae
Source: the annotation of a GenBank genome assembly
AUGUUGGCCCUUAGUGGUCGAUGUUUAUCUCUAAGUACACUUCCUCGUGCAAAUGCAUUAGCUAUUAUUCGUCAAGCAUCAUCAUCACAAUCAAAUAAAAAUCAACAAGAACCAGUUGCUGUUUCAACAUCAUCUAGUUCAGUUGAAGAUUCAAGUCGUUCACCUAUGAGUCAACGAUCUUUACCUCCCGAUGAUGGCAAAGUUCGUUUUCCUAAUCCAUGGGAUGUUAUUCUUAAUAAACGUCGUUUUGAAUAUGCUAUGAAAUUCAAAGGAUACGAUGAUCCAUUUGAUAUGAUGCCAGUUAAACGUAUUGAAAAUAGUACAGCUGAAAAUCCAAAUUUAUUACCAAGUUGUAAUGAUAAACGACUUAUGGCUUGUAUUUGUAAUGAAGAUGUCUAUCACUUGAAAUGGAUGCAUCUUCAUCGUGGUGAACCAAAACGAUGUUAUUGUGGUCAUUGGUUCAAAUUAACUGAAAGACAAUUUGUUGAUUUAAGUGAUUUUGGUAUUACAGAAGAAAUGCAAAAACCAGCUGCUCAUUAA